AUGCUGGAGCGGAGGGCAGGAACGAGGGCCUGGAGGACUGGGGAGCUCUUGCUCUGGCCCCGGAGCCUGGGAGAGAGAAAGCCAAGGCUUGGGGAGGAGAGAAAGGCGGGAUGCCUCCCCAAAGCCCCAACUGGAGAGCUCUCUCUCUCUCUCUCCUUGGGGCACUCAGCGUCUCCAAAGCUGCAAAGCGGGGGAGCGAAGAGCUGUGAUGGAGGCCCGGGAAGAAGAGCUCUCUCUCCCCUUGGGGCCCCAGAGCCCUCCGACAGAAGCAGGACCUGGAGGAGUGGAGAGCCAAAGAAGAGCAAGCGAAGAACUCUUCUUCUCCCCAAGAGAGAGAGAGAGAGAGCUAUCAACUGGGGACUGAGGGGCUGGAGGAGAGCUCUCUGGCAGAGAGAAGGCUCAAGGCUCCUCGGCCCCCAACGUCCCAAGAGUCCCCUGAGAGACAAGGCCAAGGGCCUCCUUUCACUCCAAAGCGACCAACUGCGGCCUGAGCCCUCUCUCCUCAAACUCCCCCUUGAGAACCCAAGGGCUCUCUCGCUCUCUCGCUCUCUCUCGUCGGGGCCCCGGAGCUCAGGGUCUCCCAGCCCCAGGCGAAGCUCCCAGCCGGAGCAGCCAAGGGGAGGGAGAGUCUCCCUGGAGGGCAGAGCGAGGUCGGGGGAGGACGGAGGAGAAGGGGAAAGAGGGUCGCCGCGGGGCUGCAGGGAGAAGAGGGUCCUCCUUCCCAGGGUUUCUCUCGGGGGAGAAAAAGGCUGGAUCUCGGCGUCUCCUUGCAGAGGACCUGGAGCAGCCACGGAGCCCCUGGACCCUGCUGCUGCUGCUGCUGGAAGGGCAAAGGAGGGGAAGCGAUGGAGAGGAGAAGGUAGCAAAAUGUCUUUGGCCAGCCUUGGUAAGGAAAUUCCAUGAUAGACUGAGGCUUUAUGACAGGUAGGCUUCAGGAAUUGCAAUGUGGACAUGUCAUUUCAUGUGUAAAGGGAACAGCAAACUUACUUACAUUUUCCAAAGCAUGUUAUAAUUCCUGACAGAUACACCUUGAACCCGCUUCCAUGCAGCAGCCUAGGAAAUGCCCUGAC
Sceloporus undulatus (fence lizard) is the source of this 1070-nucleotide messenger RNA. RefSeq lists its product as uncharacterized. The transcript is spliced from 3 exons. Lineage: Eukaryota; Metazoa; Chordata; Lepidosauria; Squamata; Phrynosomatidae. The record is from RefSeq and is a predicted model, not a curated record. The coding region runs from base 1 to 903 and encodes 300 amino acids.